CCUUAUUUGGAUGAACAGCUCAACGCCGGGGUCCCCACCCUCGGCAAUGAUGGUGAUAGUCACCACCCUAGAAUAAGUUAAAUGGCAAUGACGUUGAGUGUUGUGGAGCUGAACGAUGCCCGGCAUGGUAUAUAAGACAUGUGGAAUGACAGCGGGGUUGGAGGCUAGCUCUGUUCUCAGCUACUUACAAUGUCGAACACUGGACAGCUCGAUAAGGCUUACUAUGUCAAGAACAAGGACCAGCGACGUACCUGGAAUAUGGCCUAUCUUCUAGGCUUGACUCAGGAUAAACCAUUGCCAAAGAGCCGUCAAGAAGCGGUUUACAAUUUUAUCGAAAAUGGACAUCUUGACUAUCUUCCGGAUGAUUCAGAAGUUACCUUGAAUGCUCUCUCAGAUGGUGGUGGCGACAUUACCGGUAUGCCAGUCAGGAUCCCCAACAAUUGGGAAGACAAAUCACCCGAUGAUCCUGUUCGCGCCCGUGUUCAGGCAUACAUUGCUGCAAAAGAUAGUGGCCAAUUUCCAUAUUCCGCUGAACCCAUCCACCCCCUUCCAACUCAGACACCCGCGUCCAAUGCCCCCAUCUAUCUUGGUCAAUGGGGUCCUGUCACUGUGCUCAAUCCAGCGCCCGCAUAUGCCAGUGCAAUCCAUCAGCCUUCAUCCCACACUGAACCACCCGCAGUGGGGUCAGCCCCUGGGCCAGCAGCUGCAUCGAAGGACAACAAGUUAAAGGGAAAACAAAAAGAGAAACUUAAUGAGAAGGGCGCGAAAGAAUUCGAGUAUCAAUUCAUGUUGAACACGAUGGAUCCGAAGAAAGAGAAUGAAACAGUCUAUCUUCCUGACUCGAAAUCCCAAUCAGCGCAAGAAGUGCUUGACGAGAUUUUAGGCAGGAUGAAGGUGGAACUCUCUGUCCACCAGAUUGGAUAUCGUCUGUCUGAUGAGAAGGAAUGCAUCUUCACUCGGAUUCAUGAUGUGAAAGAUUUUGCUCGUGCAAUUGAG
Molecule: messenger RNA, 996 nt
Organism: Cantharellus anzutake
Lineage: Eukaryota; Fungi; Basidiomycota; Agaricomycetes; Cantharellales; Hydnaceae
Exons: 3
Source: RefSeq, a predicted model, not a curated record